AGGUGUAGGAGGAAUCUUGCCAAAGUCAAUAAGAGAGGAGGCAGAGGCGGUCUAGGUGCCAGAAGCACAUGUGGCCCCAAAGAUGACCUGGGCGACGCCAAAGGUUUGGGCAGCACCAAGGGCUCAAGCGAAGCUAGUUUCGCGAAGGGUGAGGCUCUUGAGAAGGAUGGCGACACAUCGGGUCACGUUCCUGGCAACAACAAAGAGAGCGACAUCCAUGGUCUGGGCGAACACAGGAUGACAGUAGGAACAAGUGGUGCCAAAUCGGUUACCAUGAGCUUUUGCAACUCCGAAUCAACUGCGAAAGGCUUGGGCGAUGCCGGAGCUAGCCUUGGAGAUGUUAGGAAGGACAUGGAGUGCACUGGAUUGGGCGGCGAUGCUAGUAACAGGGGUUUUGACAGCAUUAAUGGCCUGGAUAGCAUUGGAUGCACAAGCAGAUGA
Molecule: messenger RNA, 441 nt
Organism: Ilex paraguariensis (yerba mate)
Lineage: Eukaryota; Viridiplantae; Streptophyta; Magnoliopsida; Aquifoliales; Aquifoliaceae
Source: the annotation of a GenBank genome assembly